AUGACUUCUAUGCCCGAGGGGUCGCGGGUUGACCCCAUCAGCUCCAUCGCACCGGAAUUUACAGUGGAGGGACAAUGUGAAUCGAAUGGGAGUGCUCCGGCAGAGACGCCCGUGGAAUCCAUGGCUCCCACCAUCGAAGCGCUCGGGAGUGUUGUGGCUGGCAUGACUGAUUCCAUCGGGCUCGCAUUUCAGAAUAUGGCUGAGACGGUUAACAACGCCAACAACCUGGCCGCAUCUCUGAAUACAAUGAUGGAGUCCAUUGUGUUACGAUCACUUCACGUAGAGGUGAACGUGCGAUCUCCGGCCGGUCAAGCUGAUAGAUCCGGGCCCAUUGUUUCCGUAACAGUGCACAACAAUAAUCCGAUGGACCUCCACGACCUUAAGCUGGGCUUCAGUAUCAAGAAGAACCAGGCAAUGGUAUCAACUACGUUCAACAGAUUGAUGGACAAAUGCCAAACUUCAUGUCGGUGUUGUGACACGAACGCACCGAACUUGACUGUCGAUGUACUCAAAGCUGGUGAUAAAUAUCAGGUGGAAUGGUAUAUCACGCUGCCACACUUAGAUCAAGUCAAUAUCACAACGCAAUUAUCCGUCAAAUCACCGGUAUUUAACAUCACAGGAACUGUGCUCCAAACUGAGCAUGUGAGCGGCAUAUACACCAUACAUCAGGUGAAGCGAAGGUUCAUAAACACUACGAGACCACAGAAAAUCCCCGAAACAGAACGUCAGAAUGAAUCGGCACAGGCUGAGAUCUCUGCUAUGGCCCUGAGACAGUUAUUUGAUAUCUCCCCUGUCGAUGGUGUGCCUCUCGGGUCUGAAUUCGUAUUCGAAUCCCAGAACACGGAAACAGCCAAGAAUCGACAAAUACACUUUGUUGUCAUCGGCAUUGGGACCGCGAACGCCGCAAAUCUUGUGCUAAGACACGUGUCGGGAUGCAACGAUGCCGACGAGGAAACACAUGAGCCAAAAAAGUGUACCUUCACCGGCAAGCGCUUGUUGGAAGAAAUGCAACAACUUGCUGUUUAAUCUACCCAGUUUACCAUAGUAGGGUGUCCCAAAACUGAAGAAUCGUCUUCCUGAUCAAUCUGAGCGAUACGCCGUUCUUACCUUUCAUGUCUUGUCAGUAGUCUGACUUCACCCACAACGCUUGUCAUCGAGAGCUCGGCAAAGUUAUCUGAUAUGUGCAAACGCUCGCUCUGUCAAAGUGCUCCAUUUAGGUAUCCGCAGGGCCGAGAGUUUUAAUAUAUAUUACGAUCUCUCACAAGUGCAC
Messenger RNA from Sphaeroforma arctica JP610, 1270 nucleotides. RefSeq lists its product as hypothetical. The transcript has 8 exons. Lineage: Eukaryota; Ichthyosporea; Ichthyophonida. The coding region runs from base 1 to 1026 and encodes 341 amino acids. The record is from RefSeq and is a predicted model, not a curated record.